GUUCAGAGAAGACGAAAAAGAAGAAAUGAAGUUGGUGUGGUCUCCGGAGACUGCAUCUAAGGCCUACUUAGAUACCGUUAAGUCGUGCGAGAAUCUUGAAACGCCUGACGCGGCGGAGCUAAUAGCUGCGAUGGCGGCUGGCUGGAACGCGAAGCUGAUCGUGGAAACAUGGUCAUACGGAGACGCAAUAGCCUCGAGUAUCGGCUUAGACGUCGCAAGCCAACACGCAAACGCUAGACACAUAUGCAUCGUACAAAACUCGAGAACAGAGUCGGCUUACCUCCAAGCCAUUCAAGAAUUAUCUUCAUCUCCCUUGAACUUACCAGAGACGAUCAUCUCCGAAGAACCCGAAAACGCGAUGAGGGAGAUACAAGGAAUCGAUUUCUUGGUCGUGGAUUGGCGGCACAAGGAACUCGCAGCGGCUGCGUUGAGGAACGCUACGUUUGGAAGCAGAGGAGCGGUUGUGGUUUGUAGAAACGGGUAUUCGAGAAGUUCUUCGGGUUUUAGCUGGAGAAGGGCUUUAAGAAGCAGGGAAGUUGUUAGAACUGUGACUCUUCCAGUCACCGGAGGUAUUGAGAUUGCUCAUGUGGCGGCUAGGAAUAAGAACUCGGGAAAGAGCGAGAAGGGUAAGAGAACAUGUGUUUAGUAUUUAGAAUGUAGUUAAAGAGACAAAAAAAAAUAAAAGACAAAACUGCGAGAAAUGUUUUAUUUUGAUUCUUGUAUAUCACUUUGUACAUAAGAUUCCAUAGAUGCUAUUGUACCAUACUUGUCUUAGAUCUCAGCUACAACUAAUGAUAUGAA
Brassica oleracea var. oleracea is the source of this 801-nucleotide messenger RNA. RefSeq lists its product as uncharacterized. The transcript has 3 exons. Lineage: Eukaryota; Viridiplantae; Streptophyta; Magnoliopsida; Brassicales; Brassicaceae. Bases 26 to 646 code for a protein of 206 amino acids. The record is from RefSeq and is a predicted model, not a curated record.